UCAAUUUUAAUUUUUAAUCCCACAUGCAAGUCUUUCUUCAUCCGUUCAUUUCACCCAUACAUAUUUUAAUUCCUUCAUAAAGUCUAAUUUUUCUUAUCAUCCAAUAUGUACAUAAAGCAUAAAUUAUGAUGAAUUAAAUUUGUCAGCUAUGGUCACUUAUACCUACUCAUCGUCGAUCGUCGAAUUGCACUGUUUUUUAUAAAGUAGCAAUUCAACAGGACCAGAAUGGAGCAUUUAUUACCAAGAGUGGCUGAAAGUACAGUCUGCGCUUCUGCAACUCGGAGAAGCACUCCUCGUUCCUUCGAUAAGGAUGCUUCCACACAAGUCAAGGACACCCAAAGCCAUCUCUUGUAUAUGGCUUGUGCAGAGGAAACACCUGCCCCUCUCAUGGGCAUUGGAAAUUUUCACUCGGCAAUCAAAGCCCCUGAAGAGUUGGAAAGCCAGCAGCCGUGGCUUGAAGGCAAGGCCAAGUGCAUCUCCACCCAGUCCGCCCCUGGCAAGAGAAAUUCCAAUCUUCCCAUGAAAAUGACUGUCUCUCGAGCUGCAAAGAGGAAGCUCCAGUUCCCUACGUCUUCGUCUGCAUUAGGUCCUGCAGAUGCAGACGACUGCCUGAUUAAGACUCUUGAGAGCAUUUUCAAUACGGACGUUCCAACAGAUUUCUCACAAUCAGUUUCAUUUGAUAAAAAGUUGCCAAGAACAAAUUCAUUUAGUCAACAAGGCGCCUUUCCAUCCUCGUUCAAGGUUGCUGAGAACAAAUUUUUCAGUGACAACUCUGAAUUAUACACUCAAAACAGUCAAUUGGUUGAAGAUGACAACAAUGAAGAUCACAGUGAUUUUUUGACCUGCAGUUAUUCUCAAUUAGUGGAAAAGUACUGCCCGACGAAUUACGGAGGAAACGAGUCUGAAAGUGACAGUGACCUCACAGCCUCCUGCAGUAUUUUGUCCCCUUUGAUUGCAACUACACCUCCAAAAACUCACACUGGACAAGAUGCCUCAGUCUUCAGCUACAACUUUCAGUCUCUGUCUCAAACUUCACUGCUGGACGACGGUCUGACAAUGGGAGAGAAGAGCAAGUCUCAGGACAGUGCCAUUAACAUGCAGGCUUUCAAGCAGAAACUACUUGAAAUGAACGCUGAAGAGAUCAUGAAAGUAGUGAAGGAGCUCCAGCACUGAGUGAGUACAGAACAUUUUUUGCCGAAUUUCUGCAUUUCGUCAAGAUAUUGAAAUUAUGCACAAAAAGUUGAUUCGAAAAGAAAAACGAGAUAGGUUUAUGUUACGCUGGACUGCGGCAGGCCCUUUUAUUUUUAACAUUGAGACACGUGAACAAUAUUGUACGUUAGCAACAUAAAUUAUACAUAUAAUAUAGUAUUUGAAAUGUAAAGUCAGGUGUGAAUAAUUAGCAAGUCAUAGCUAAGUAUUAUUUAAAUAUAGCAUAUCACAAUCAUACAGAAUAAUGCACAAUUAUUUUCCAUUCAAACUCAGAUAGAGGAUGCAGCGUUGAAGAGUAGCUCUCAAAUUUUUAUUCAAAGCGACGCGAGUUGCUGAUCGUUUUCUUCAACUGCUCGUAAGUGAUCCAAAGCACAAUGUUCCAGCUCACCAGGCGAUAGAACGAAGGGGUGAAUCUUUAUAAAAUUCAAAGUUAUUAUUAUAAUUUAAAUAUAAUUAGAUCGACAUACCCUUUAUAAAAGGCAGAAUGUCCUUCUUGAGAAAACAUGCGGAUGGCGCAGUCGAUGGCGCCCUUGUAAGUGCCGGGCGCUGAGUUCAUGUAACGAGUUUUAACCACAUCCACGGGAGAAGCGAAAACGGUUGUGCAAAAUCCUAUUAAAAAUAGAUACAAGAUUGUAAUUAAUUGUAAUUACAAAAUGAAAGUAAUUUACGCACCUGCAAUCACAGCCGAGGUAAAAUGGCAUGGAACGUUGUCUGUCAUGAGGUUGUUCUUGAUGAUGGUUUCUUUGAUGAUGUCGUAGCAAACGAUUUCGGACACGUUGACAAUUGCGUUGCGACCAACAUUGGGGAAAGUUCCUGAAAUUAAAUUUUUUAAAUUAAUUUGAGGAUUAAAAAUAAUUAAUUUGCAAUUAAGGAAAAACAUACCCUUCCACAAUCCACGCGCGCCCUCUUUUUUCGCAAUCGUUUUGUAAGCCUGAAGGGUGCUCUUGUAGCGCGGAGACGAGCUGUUUUUCUGGGCAGCUUGGAAUCGAACUUUGACCACGUCAGUGGGUUGCGCCAAAAGUACGGCAAGGGCGCCUGUGGUGAAGCCAGCGGCAAUGCGAGUGCCAACGUGAAUCGAUCCAGCAACUUUUGGGUUUCCUGGGAUUAAAACAAAAUAAUUAUAAAAUCAAUAUUAACAAAAAUAAUGAAUUAAAAAAUUCAAGGAAAUAAUUUAAAAAAAUCGAAAAAAUUUAAAUUAUAAAACGAACCUCCGUCCAAAAUCUGCUGGUAGAAGGCCUUGGUAGUGUCGUAGAGGCCCAAGCGCACAGAAGCAAAGCACAUCUGUCUCUGGAGACCAGCAGAGAGACCAUUGUACAGGCUCCUGCAUUGAUACAUUAUAUUCCACGCGCAACAACCAGAGGGCUGUGCUUAUUUACCUGGCGCCUUCCUGGCGCGCCAUGGUCGCGAUUGUGCCCACCAGGCCACGGUACUGCGGACCAGCCGGCACCACCACAGCUGCCUGACCGGACGUGGCCAUGGCUGCUGCGAUAACGGCUCGACCCUCGCCUUGCACCUAAAUUACAAACAAAUCACAAAAACACUUUAACUUAUGAAUUCAGAAAAGGGAUAAAAUGUCAAAUUAAAACUUUUCUUUUGUUUUAUAAAAAUUUCAAAAAAUUUAAAAUGAAAGUACCAUAAAAAUGCCGCAAAUUUUUUAAUUAACAUGUAACUAAGUUUUAAAUUUCCAGUCAAUUUUUUUUUAAUAUCAAGAGUUUUUUCCUCCAAUAAAUCUGUAAAUAUCUUUUAAACAAAGACCAACUCAAGUUAAAGGAUAACAACCAAAAUGUUUAAUUAAAAUAUUUUUAAUUAUGAUUAUAAUUUUAUUACCUGCAGACGAACUUUGGCGGUGUCAAGAGGGAAAGUUACGAAGUCGGCCACGCAUGCUGCGGUGCCCGCCGUCAGCAGCUUGACAUAAAGAGGGCUCUCGGUCACAGUGACGGCCGUAGUUGGUAGUUUGGGGAUUUGCGACAUCUGAUUUAGAAUUCAAAAUAGUAUGAGGCUGAGCUUCGACU
Molecule: messenger RNA, 3221 nt
Organism: Neocloeon triangulifer
Lineage: Eukaryota; Metazoa; Arthropoda; Insecta; Ephemeroptera; Baetidae
Exons: 7
Coding region: 226-1173 (315 amino acids)
Source: RefSeq, a predicted model, not a curated record